This is a messenger RNA of Eriocheir sinensis (Chinese mitten crab), 2336 nucleotides long. RefSeq names its product ficolin-1-like. Lineage: Eukaryota; Metazoa; Arthropoda; Malacostraca; Decapoda; Varunidae. The record is from RefSeq and is a predicted model, not a curated record. The transcript is spliced from 13 exons. Bases 1 to 1764 code for a protein of 587 amino acids.
AUGAGCAAUGAGAGGAACAGAGAUUGGAAGGUGGAAGGAAUCACACCCUCAUUCACCUACUUCUCACUCCCUUUCUGUCUCCCUCCAUCCUCACACCCUUGUUCAACCUUCAUUUUCUCCCUCCCCUUACUCACCACCUUCUCUCUCUUCCUCAUAGGCGGGGGUCGAAGGAGGGUGACAGCCGCUGAAGUGAGGGAGGUCGUGAACGCCGCCCUCGAGGAACAACUGCAGCCGCUCCACACCGCCCUCGGCCUCAUCCGCCUCGACACCUUCACUGAGCACGUGCAUCGACAGCUGUCCACCCUUGAGCACAUCCAGGGCAAGCUGCUAACGGAGUACGGAGAGCUGAAAGCCGCCGUUGGAGAGGUCGGCAAGAACACGGUGGAGCUGAUGAAGCAAAUGGCGGCUCUGGAUGCUCGUGUGACGGCCCUGGACCGCUCUUCGCCCCAACGACACCCACAGGAGACCAUCAUGUCACGCCUCGACUCGGAGGACUACCCACAAGCCCCCGUGAGCUCGGAGGUGACACAGGUGACCCGAGUCGUGCGCGAAGCCGUGGCCUCCAUCAGCGACCGCCUCCAGGCCACGGAGAGGAGGUUCAAGGAGGACUUAGCCACGCUGGAGAAUCGCACAACCCAGGCCAUGAGGAAGACCCACGUGGACCUGGACCGCCGCCUCGCCACCGCAGGACACGACAGCAUCCUCAUCCUGAACACCCUGGAUCAGCUGGCCAACAAUACGUGCCCCGGGGACAGGCGCGGAGGCUUGGGCGGUCCGGAGCGACGAGGCAUCUCCCCCAGCCUCUCGCGGUCCCGGCAACAGCGGACCUACCUGACGGGGGCCAAGGAGAGGUCGGCGCAGGAUGAUCUCGCAUACUUCCCCACUGAGAACGGCGUGGAGAAGGAGGCACCAGGAGCUCGCAGUGACGGGCGGAGGAGAGGCGACGUGGACGAGUCUGGGUCCUGGCAGAUGCGGGGCGUGCAGGGGCGGCCCAUCACGGAGGUCCAAUCACUCAACCUGGGGAUGGUGACUCGCCUGGCCUCGGAGAUCGCCAGGCAGAUGACCGAGGAGGACGCAGUCAGCACUCAACCCCGGGAUUGCGCCGCCGUAGCCGCUGCAGGAGAGACAACCAGCGGCGUCUACACCAUCUACCCCGCCUCCUGCACCGCCCGCUUCUCCGUGCAGGUGUGGUGUGAGCUGGAGGAAGGAGGACCCUCGUGGACGGUGAUCCAGCGCCGCGGCUCCAAGACCUCCGAGACGCCUCACCCCGUCGUGGACUUCUUCAGGAGCUGGGCGGAGUACAAGUGGGGCUUCGGCAACCUGGAGGGGGAGUACUGGCUCGGCCUCGAGUACAUCCAUCAGCUGACUCAAUCCGGGGACUACGAGCUGAGGGUGGACCUACAGGACUGGGCCAACGAGACGCGCUGGGCCAAGUACGAGCACUUCUCCCUCUCCCACGAGGACCACAACUACACGCUCUCCCUGGGCGACUACGAGGGCACGGCAGGUAACUCGCUCAGGUACCACCAGGGCGCUCCCUUCAGCACACGAGACCGGGACAACGACUUCAACCCUCGAGGACACUGCGCCAGGACCUUCCACGGCGCCUGGUGGUUCACGGCUUGUCACGAGUCUCACCUGAACGGGCGCUACCACCACGGCCGUCACAAGAGCUACGGGGACGGGAUCAACUGGAUGGCUUUCCGCGGACACAACUACUCCUUGAAGUACUCCAGGAUGAUGAUAAGGAGGACCAACAUCUAAGCCGGCGAGGGUAGAGCAAAGAAAAGGAAAGAAGAGAGAGGGAAGAAAACAAAAUGGAUAAAAAAGUAAGGUGUUCUGUGCACUCUAGAAUCUUGUCUUGCACGUAGUUUGGGAGAAGAAAAGAGGAGGAGGAGGAGGAGGAGGAGGAAGAAGAAGUGCGUAAAUAGAAGUAAGUGGAGGAGAAGGAGUCGGAGGUAGUGGUAUUGAUGGAGGAGUUUGCAAAGAUUCAUAGCGCGUUAAGCAAACAUUACACGUGAUUAGUUAGUCGAUCAAUUAGAAAAAAAAACACUGCAUGCAUGAGGAUGAUCAAUGGCGUAGAAGGAGGAGGAAGAGGAGAAAGAGAAGAGAAAAUAUGAAAUGAUGAAAGACAAAAAGGAAAAAGGAAACUGAAUAUUCAACGAGGCAAAUUGGACUUACAGAAUCUACAAACGAAGCAGGAAAACUUAAUAAAAAUCGGAGAACUGAUAGAAAAAAAUUACUUGGCAUUGGACAAAAAGGAGAAAGAGAAAUGUCAGAAGAGAGAAAACAUAAAGAAAACCGAUGUUUUAAAUUUGUAUAGGACGAAAACAUAG